Messenger RNA from Aegilops tauschii subsp. strangulata, 818 nucleotides. NCBI's taxonomy places the organism in Eukaryota, Viridiplantae, Streptophyta, Magnoliopsida, Poales, Poaceae. The record is from RefSeq and is a predicted model, not a curated record.
UCAACUUGUCCGGUGAUUCGAUCCCGUUGAGUAUACUCACCCGCCCCGCCACCACGCAGCAACUUCUUUGUGCAGCGCGUCCUCAGCCACGGUGACGGUGAGUUCAGGCGCGAUAUCGUGGUGGAGCUCAUGAAGGAGGUCGCUAGCCUUUCCCUCGACCAGAACGGGAGUUACGUCGUGCAGCACUGCUUCCUCAACUGGGUCGACCUGCUGCCCCGCGUGCUCACGGCUUGUACUGCGCUGGGCACAAGAGAUCUUGAAGAGCUGGUGCUGACGCCCCCUGGCAACAUCGUCCCCGCCAAGCUGCUCGACACAGGCUACGAUUACUGCCGGGAGUUGACGCGGGGUCUGGCGAACAAAAUUCACCUCGUCAUCAGCCCGAGUGUCCGGACAAACCCUCGGUCGAAGAGGGUGCUGAACUGCGUCGGGAGGGUGCGAUAUAUCUAGCGCCCUGCCGCUGUCGUCCAUUAGGUUCUCUCCACCAGAUUAGCUUGCGAUCGUGUCAUUUGUUGCCUGCAUUCUUCUUCCGAUAGGCCGCUAGAUGCAUGAUAACUGUCUUUCGCCCGUAUCCACUGUUGUCGAUCUGGAACCAGCUCUUUCGGAUGGUUACCGUGCAGCGUACAUGUGUAUAUACCUGAUGCGCGCGCGAUGCGGCAUGCAUGUUGCUGGAACUUGGUAUUAUCUAGCCUAACUGAGAAUGUCCUCUUCCUUCUUUGAUGUGAAGCUAGUGUGUGUACUAGUACUAGAUAUAGUGUCAGGUUCAUGAUAAAAAAAACUUUGCAGCAAAGAACAUGAGCAGACAAUUUGCCUCCAUUUUA